CCAGUCGAUUUUUCAUUCCUCCACAAGUAGUCGGAUGAAACGGCAUCCAUUCGGUUCGCUCCGAAGGUUUUGUUCAUUAUAAGUGAGAACGAAACUCCUAUGUGAACCUUAGUCGUCUUCCUUUAUUUACGUUGGUUUAACCCUCGAAAUAGUGUUUUUCCGUGCAUUUUCGCCCUCCCGUGUAAACAUUUUUUUUUCUCUCUUCGCAACAGAAAACAUUCAUUGAUUUUCGGCAUUUGCUUGCCCAUUUACGAGCAUUUUCGACGGGAGAGUUGUGUGUUCAAUAAUAUUCCUUCAUACAAGUAAUAUUGUACGACGACGGACGGAAAAAGAAGGAAAUAUAUAGAGGAAAAACUGAGAAAAUUUCUUCGGUGUGAUUCUAUCAUAAAUACAUGUGUGUAUUUUUUUUUGUAUAAAUGUGUCAAGUGAAGGCUAAAAAUGAGAUACAGCGAGCAAAAUAGCUCAAAAACUCACAAGUUUAUUGUAAGAAAUUCACCGUAAAUUUUUGUGUCUUUGCGGCUUCAAGUCGAAUCUACUGCCACAAAAUUUUGAGGAGCUACACUUUUUUAUGUAUUCAAUGGACGAAAAAGUAGAAAGUCUUGGUGAAAAUAUAUUUCUGAUAAAAUUGAUAGUGUGUUACAUUUUUUAAAUGAAAAACUUUAUUUGCCACGCGUUUUAUAUUGUGUGUGGAAUGUUGUGACCUAUUUCUGCCCAUUUCUAUUUUCACAUUCAAUUUCAUCUCUUAUUUUUGAUUGAGUUUCUAUCUCACAUCCAUCUCACUCACCCACACUAUCUGUGUCGGAGAGGUUUUUGACAGAUUGUGUAUUUACUCUCUUAAGCGAAAUAUAUCUUUUAAUAUAUAUAAUAAUAUACAUAUCGGUGGAUAUAUACAUUACUAACUUUGGAAAAAUACUUGUGUGACUUGGUGAAGAAAAAAAAUACUCACGCUUGACUUUUGAAUCUAUAGUAUUUAGAAGAGACUUUUCGACGUGAAAAAAAGAAAAAUAUUUUUCAAAGUGUGUGGAGAAAAUAUUUAUGGAAAGAACAGAGAAACAGAAGGAGAAGAAAAAUGAUAAUAAAUAUGAAUGUGUAUAUAAAAUAGACGAAGAAUUUCGAUGGAAGCAGCAAUGAGGAACUGAUACGGGACCAAUUUCAAUAGAUCACGUUCUCAAUAUAUGUAUUAACAUCCAACGGCAUCACCAAAAACAAAUAUACACCACCUUUGGAGGAAAACAGACACCAAACACACAUACAAAAUGGCGGGAAACUUGAUGAAAUGGUGGCGGCAUAAAAUCUUGGGAGGCUACAAACAAUUUUCAGUUCUCCAAGAGAGUGCAACGGAUUCUGAGGAGUUGAUCUACCCCAUGAGGGCACCGUCCUCAUGCAGUGCCCCACCGGACUUGCUGCUCACGAGUGAUCGUGAACCGAUCGCCAGUGGCCUAAUGGCAUCCACACCAAAUCACCACAUAUCAACGACUCAGCAACAGUCACUCAAGAUGACAAAUCGACGGGAAUCGUCGCCGGCCAAUGUCGCCUCAGUCGCAGUCGGUGGGAGUCACAAGAAUCAUCAGAAGGCACCGCCACCGUCCGUCUCAAAAUCCGCCGAAGAUGACCGCGUUCAUCUCGAGGAAUUCCACUGUGACGUAUCGUUGGAGCAUCAAGGGAAGGUGCCACAACCUGUCCAAUUCUCCUUCACCCUCUACGACCUCGAUGGGCAUGGCAAGAUCACCAAAGACGACAUAGCUGGCAUCGUUUCGACCAUCUACGAGAGCUUAGGGAAGAGUAUAGUGGUCCCGCACUAUGGUAGCAAAACCAUUAAUGUUCGCCUCACCGUAUCGCCAGAUGCAAAAAUUAAGACACCCACGAAGAAGGCAGCUCUUAUCAAUUCGCGAAGACGAUACAGACCACGGAAGCUUCUAUCGGACGACGAAGGUAGUGACACUUCGCACGACAAUGUGCCAAUUAAGUUGAGCCCAAAGACAACGAAUGCGAGGAGUAAGAGCCACUGUUCCCACCAUAAUCAUCAGCCGCAACCGCCGCAGAAACUCACCAAGGAGACAAAUAAUCAACCGAAAGACUGUUCAACAACGGACUCCGGACCGGAGCAACAUGUACCCAAGACCACAUUUGCUGAAGAGCAACCACAUCUCUAUGAGAGCAUAAACAACCUCAAGUGGUGCUCAAAGGCAAAUAAUCUCCUGCAGCAGGGGAACAACAAUAAUCCAACAGCAAAGAAAUCCACAAAUUGCCUAGAAAUACUGGACAAUAAACUCGCAGAAAAUGAUGGUAACAACGAAUGUGAGGUGUUCUGCAGGGAAUGCACCCUCACAGAACGGUACAACCUCGAAGGGGGGAUGCCUGUGACGAAGCAAAGAAGAAGGGUUCUUAGAAAAUCUCGUUCACGGAAGCAAAAGGUUGAAGGAGCCUCACGAGUACGUAGCCUAUCUGUGGGAAAUGAAAAUUGCCUAAUAAAUCGUGAAAAGAGUGAAGAGGAGUGCUGGAAGAGUUCCCUGCGGCGCCGGGAAUUGAUUGAGAUUAUUCGGGAGAGUAUGGAAAAAAAUCGCUUGUGUUUUCAGGGAAAUAGGAAACCCACAAUAGAUAGUCCUCGGUAUCGUCACCGAUCUCAUACGGCUAAUGAUCAGUGUGGCGACGUUGGCGCACCAACAAGAUUGGAAAAUUCACCAGCAAUCUCUCCGGAUAUUGUGCCCACAAAUCUCUGUGGGUACGAUUCCUUUCUCCACGCCACAAUAUGCUCCAAUCUCAACAACAAUCUCAAAUUUACACCCACCGUGGUGCCCACAGCAGCGAUUAAUUUAGCUGGGGUGACGCCUGUGAGGAACAAUAGUGCACGAAUGGCGAGGAAUCGUGCUCUGAGGCAGCACGAUGUGUCCAGGGCGGCAAAUCCCAUGGGCUAUAUGCGCCUCCAGGCACCAACGAAAACUACCAAUACGGCAACACCGAAGAUGGCCAACAACAAGGGUGUUGAGAGUAAGAAACUCAUCUCCAGUGACUCCCACGCCAUGAAGGGGAAGACAAAAGCACGCGUAGGACGACUCCAGCGCUCCAAGAGCAAGGAGGAGUUGUUUACGAGUCGCGACACCACAGCAAAGAUCGAAGACAUCCUCAAUGCGGAGGUGUUUCUCGAUAAAUUAAAAAUCACCGAGGAAGUGGCGGAGAAGUGCGUUGAAUCCCCGCGGAAGAAUGUUGUCAAGAGGGCACUCAAGAGUCCCAUUAAUCAGGCAAAAAGUCCCACAAAGGGAUUGCUCAUGGAGUAUGCAACAAUCCCCGUAAAUGCCGAUCCCGCCGAAUGUGAGAAUCUCCUCAAGAGCCCCGUGUCCGAUGGAGAUGAUCCCAAGACUGGGGACUCCUCAACGGUGCACCGGUAUGUGCACGAACACAUCCAUCAUCACUACCAUCACUUCGAGGAGACCUCCAGCCCCAAGAUCUGAAGCCUCUUCCCCAGCUCCAGCUGAGAAACUCCGCCCCAUAAGGGGCACCAAUAUUGUUAGGCUUAAGUUGAGCGAUUGUGUGCAUUUUUGAGUGCUUUCGAUGCAGUUUGUAAAAUUAUAAUAACUUAUUUAUUUAAAAAAAAAACGCGAGAUCUUCCAGUGGGAGAUUAUUUGACGAAAUAUUGAGAAUUUUUGUAUACAUUGCAACCACAAAGACUGAUUUCUCUUAAAAAAAACAAAUAAAAAGCGAGCGAAAAAUGAUUGCAAAAUUAAUUUAAUAAAGAAGCGAAAUUCUUUGUAAAAAAAAAGGAAAAUCACGAAAGGAUUUUCAACCUACCUCUUUCAUAAUUAUUUUUAUUUUUUCUUUGCAACUGCAAUGGAAAAGAAUCUGGGUUUAUUUAGGGGUGACUUUAGGAGUUUUUUUUAGUGACAAAUUCCUUCCAUGCUGUUUUAAGUAUUUUUUUUUAAUCUUACGCUGAAAAACGUAUUUAUUUAUUUGUGUAUCAUACACUCUUCCCACAUUAAAGAAUCGUCUAAAAUUAAA
Lutzomyia longipalpis is the source of this 3993-nucleotide messenger RNA. RefSeq names its product protein naked cuticle (gene nkd). Gene Ontology annotation, cellular component: cytoplasm. NCBI's taxonomy places the organism in Eukaryota, Metazoa, Arthropoda, Insecta, Diptera, Psychodidae. Gene Ontology annotation, molecular function: calcium ion binding. Gene Ontology annotation, biological process: negative regulation of Wnt signaling pathway. The coding region runs from base 1257 to 3449 and encodes 730 amino acids. The record is from RefSeq and is a predicted model, not a curated record. The transcript has 5 exons.